AUGCAGCUUGCCGUCAACCACCUAAGCCACUUCCUGCUUACGAAUUUGUUGAUGCCUAAAAUUUUGGCCGCUGAACACCCUCGGGUUGUGAAUCUCAGCAGCUAUGGCCACCGCAUGUCUGCUUUCCGUUUUGAUGACCCCCUCUGGUCUGGCGGAGCGACCUAUGACCGCCUCUAUGCCUAUGCACAAAGAAAACUACCAACAUACUCUUUUCAUGUCGCUACAAAGCUUGCAAGGCAUAUAGAUUCGGAAGGGUGGAAGACUAGGCUUAAGUACUUUUCCAAACAUAGUAUUACCCGUCCUGAACGUAAGUUUCCUGAGCAAGGCGCUGGGGCCCCAUUACGUGCGUUGCUGGAUCCUAGUUUGGUUACCGAAGCAGGGGUGUAUUUGACCGAUACCGAGCUUACAACUAAUGCAGAGGUAAUCAAGCCAUAUGCAACCGUUCCCGAGGAUGCCGAGAGGCUGUGGAGAUUCUCGGAAGAAGUGGUUGGCCAGAGCUUCACUUAUUAG
Messenger RNA from Talaromyces rugulosus, 510 nucleotides. RefSeq lists its product as uncharacterized. NCBI's taxonomy places the organism in Eukaryota, Fungi, Ascomycota, Eurotiomycetes, Eurotiales, Trichocomaceae. The record is from RefSeq and is a predicted model, not a curated record. Bases 1 to 510 code for a protein of 169 amino acids. The transcript is spliced from 2 exons.